AUGGCGAGCACAGCCUUGAUUGGUAACGUCUCCUCGCCGGAAAGGUCGAGACGUGAUGUCAUCAUCCGGAAGCCAGUGAACAGCCCUACCAAGCUAGCAACACAAACGACCGCAACAGUCGAAGCAUGCAAGGUUGAUGACAGCCCAAGAAAUGAUACGCCUGUAUCGACUUGGGGGAGCAGUUUCAAUGCUUCGGGGGGAAUUCAAUACAAUAAUACAGGAAAUGGCAACCAAUUUCUUGGUAGCCAAUUUCACGGAGAUGUAAAUUUUGUUGGAGGGAAUGGAGACAGUGAGGAUCAGUCCCGAGAGAGGAGAAAAGCCCAGGUUCUAAAGCGCCUCGCAACUUCCCCAUAUCGUGGCCGGAAGGAUCGGAAUCCUUCUGCUGUCCAAGGAACCUGCGAAUGGUUCAUUUCUCAUCAUCUAUACCAUGAAUGGCUCGGCCAAGAAGCUUCAAAGAUCCUCUGGGUCUCUGCUGAUCCCGGCUGCGGCAAAUCAGUACUCGUCAAACAUCUUGUCGACUCUAUCAUUCAGACUACUGCUUCUAGGAGGGUCUGUUACUUCUUCUUUAAAGAUGAUUUCGCCGAUCAAAAGAGUCUCCUCAGCGCCUUGAGCAGCAUCCUUCAACAGCUCUUCAUGCUGGACACUGCGCUACUAUCGGACGAAAUCCUUUUACAGUUUGAUGCCAACGACCAAUGGUUAGCUGCGUCUUUUGUUGAACUAUGGCAAAUUCUUGUCAAGGUUGCCGACAGCAACCCCGAAACAGAAAUUGUUUGUCUCAUCGAUGCAGUUGACGAAUGCAAUGAGCAAGAGAGGAGUCAAUUCUUCAAAGCGCUCCGUGAACUUUGUGGCUCCAAGAAAAGCCUGAACCUAAAGUUUCUCAUCACGAGUCGACCUUAUCGAGAAAUCGGAAUGGGCUUCAAGCCGCUGGAGAACUUGAACUUGCCAGUCAUUCACCUAAGUGGCGAGAGCGAUUCCGAGAUGACAAAGAUUGUGAAAGAAAUAGAUAUUGCCAUAAGAGAAAGAGUCAGGACAAUCGCUGUCCAACAGUCACUCACAGAUGAAGAGCAACUCAUACUAGUCUCACGACUUUUGUCGGUCCGGAAUCGAACAUAUCUCUGGGCUCACCUUACAUUGGAUUUGAUCGAGCGGCAGCUUGACAUCAGUAAGGAGAAGAUUAUCAACAUCACAUCACAUCUCCCCCAAAACGUCAACGAAGCCUAUGAAAGGAUACUGUGCAAAACCUUUAGCAAAAAUAAGGCAACCAGAAUGUUACACCUCAUCAUCGCUGCAGAUCGCCCUUUUACAGUGGCAGAAAUGGUCGUUGCCCUCGAGCUUCAACAGCAUCACCGGUCUAUUGAUGAUAUCGAAAUAGAGCCUGAAGGCCGCUUCCGUGAGAAAAUUAGGGACAUCUGCGGGCUAGUUACAAUUAGUGAAUCACGGAUCUUCCUUCUUCAUCAGACCGUCAAGGAAUUUCUGAUUUCCAUGAAUCAUUCUGAACCUGCAAGCCCCAGCCGUCUAAGCUGGAAACACUCAAUACUCUCAAGCGACUCAAACAUGAUACUGACCAGUGUCUGUGUCUGGUGUCUCCUUUUGAACCACUCUAGGAAUGACCGGCAUACUCAAGUCCAGCCUCCCUCAACACAUACCAAGAAGAACGCGUUUUUCAGCUAUGCUGCUAAACACUGGGCGAAACAUUUUAAUCAGCUGUCCGCUCAUAAUCAGAAGAAGAUGGCAAGUGUGGCACUGGAGAUCUGCGAUGCCCGAAGUUCUUGCUUCUUGUCCUGGUUCCCAGUUUAUUGGAAAAGUCGACAUGCCCGGGUCGUUGCAGAUUUUACAACCUUGAUGGCGGCAUCUUAUUUUGGAAUUGAAGUAGUUGUGAAGCGAAUUCUAAAGACCGACUAUUCCCAGCUGAACAGAACGGACAGGACUUACUAUAGAUCAGCGUUAUCUUGGGCAGCGGGUAAUGGCCACGAUGGUGUUGUGGAACGUCUAAUCCGUGGCUUAUCGAUUGGCCCUCGGUCCUUGAGAAUCGUCCUUCGGCAAGGGGCCAAGAUCAACGAGUUGGAUUUGGAUAACCGAACGCCCCUUACUUAUGCUAUCUGGAACGGACACAUAUCGGUCGUUCGCCGCUUGGUCGAAGCUGGCGCGUGGGUUGAUAUUCCCGAUGUCUUGGGAGGAACACCGACAUCGUACGCAUUCACAACCCGAUAUUCUGAGAUAGGAAAUCUGGUCCUACGAAGAGAUUUUCUCAGCAACGCAGAGCACUAUCAGGGUGAGAAGCUUCUACUGUCCGCAUCAAAGUACGGUCAUAUUCAUGUAGUGAAAGUGCUUCUAGAAGCAAGGACAACAAAUCUCAAUCUCAAGGAUCGUGAAGGCUGGACUCCACUGAUGUGGGCUAUCAACUACAGACACAAUAGAAUCGUCAAACUUCUUCUGGAACACAAAGCAGAUGUCAAUACCAGAGACAAGACUGGGAUGACACCCCUUCACUUCGCUACCCCGAUACGGUCAAUUCGAAAUAGCAAAGCUCAUACUGCAAACCGGUUGCGCUGA
Molecule: messenger RNA, 2553 nt
Organism: Fusarium verticillioides 7600
Lineage: Eukaryota; Fungi; Ascomycota; Sordariomycetes; Hypocreales; Nectriaceae
Exons: 2
Coding region: 1-2553 (850 amino acids)
Molecular function (GO): protein binding
Source: RefSeq, a predicted model, not a curated record